CUGGCUUGCCAAUAAUAAGAAGUCCCUGCAGAGAGGAGCUUGGCUGGUGGUGUUUUGCAAUUUCUCAGAUAACAAGAGCUUCACAUUUCUGUGGAAUUCCCAUUUGCCAGCGAGCUGCUGCUGCUGCUGCCCUGAUUGAUAUAUGACUGCAAUGGCACUUUUCCAUUUGACAUUCCCUCUCUCUCUCUCUCUCUCUUAAACAACAGCCCUAACUUUUGUGUGUUGCAAAUAUAAAAGGCAAGCCAUGUGACAGAGGGACAGAAGAACAAAAGCAUUUGGAAGUAACAGGACGUCUUUUUAGCUCUCCGAAGAUUUUGAGGGGAAGAAGGAGCAGUGCAUUUUCCAAAGAAGAGUUUACCUGGUUUGAGCCCAGUGAUAAAGUGUAGUGUAACCGCAAGGCACAGGAACGGACACUACCCUGAGAGAGCCUGACUGAAAACAAAAGCCCUGACUUCCUGCUAGGAUUCAGUGUUAAAUGUGCAGCCUCUCAGCUCCCCUGCCCUUCUCCACGUCCUGUAUCUCGGGAUGGGCUGCUGGCUGGCAGGCAGUAGGACAGCACAGCCUCGGUAGGACCAGAAGAUGUGCUCCCCUCCUGUGGACGUAAGCUAUGCAGGAGAUUCUUUGACGGAUUACAAUUUCAGCAAACUCCAACUUGAGAAGAAGAAUGGCAGCUAAGACACUUAAGCCAGACUUUUCACCAUCCUGGAAAGGAACUGGCUUCCAGUAUUUGGAGUUUUUUUAAUGCUCUGCCUCCCUCUGCUGUUAUCAGCGAGAAGUUCCUCGACAAUGGGAAAUCAUGUACUUGCGGCUUCGAUUUCCAUGCUUUCACUCCUGGCGAUGAUGGGAGAUGCAGACAGAAAAACAGACAGUUCCUUCAUGAUCGACCCUGACCCCAGCCGCUGUAUGAGGCAUCACUAUGUUGACUCCAUCAGCCACCCGCUCUACAAGUGUAGCUCGAAGAUGGUACUGCUGGCUCGCUGUGAAGGGCGCUGCAGCCAGACGUCCCGCUCAGAACCGAUGGUUUCUUUCAGCACUGUUCUGAAGCAGCCUUUCCGCUCCACUUGCCACUGCUGCAGGCCCCAGACCUCGAAGCUGAAGGCCAUGCGGUUGCGAUGCUCAGGGGGCAUGCGGCUCACUGCCACCUACCGCUACAUCCUCUCCUGCCACUGUGAGGAGUGCAACUCUUAGGGAUGUACCUACCACAGCAGAGAGGGAACUGGGAUGCUGCUGGUGGGGAAGGCUCCCAAGAAGUAAUCCAAGAUGAGGCUGAUAUUCCCAGUGUACAAUUGCAGCAAAGACAGCACUAACCAGACUGGAUUAUAUCUGAGAGCUAAAAAUGUCAUGGGGCCCUGGAUGGUACCACUACUGAAGUGUGUGUUGUGACAAAGGUGAAAGCACGAGGACUUGUUUUUAAGAAGCCUUUCUUUUUUUCUGAAAGGAUUUUUUGUGAGUUUCUUCUUUUUCAGGCUCAACUCUGACUACAGAUAGGUGCUCUUACUUCAGGCCACAGGCAGCAGAAGAAAAAGGAAGGUCAGCCGGAUGACAGCAUAAUGCUCUGGAAGUUGGCAUUCGGACAGAGGAUGAGCAUCAGUUCCCACCCACAAUCUCUUAACCUAUCAAUUCAUUCUCAGACUCAUAGUUAUAAUUGCCUUCAAAACUGUGUUGUUGGCAAGGGUUACCUGUUACUGAUCUAGCAGUCAAGCGCUGGAUAACUUUUAAGUGCAGUUUAGCAGAAAUUACAAAUAAAUAAUUGAAAAGUGAACUGGAUAUGAAAUGUCACACUGGGAUUACCCAGCCCUAACCAGCUGAAAUUAUUUGUAGUGUGCAGCAUCAGAGUUCAGUGGCUGAGGGACCCUUGAGAAGUGAAAAAUCAUGAUACUCAUUAUGCCCCACUAGAAGCCUGAAAUGUGACAUGUCACAUAUGUCACAAAAGCUAUUAUUCAAUGCUAAAAACUAAUCAAAGAUUAAAAUAACAUGUACUAAA
Neopsephotus bourkii (Bourke's parrot) is the source of this 1984-nucleotide messenger RNA. RefSeq names its product norrin cystine knot growth factor NDP (gene NDP). The record is from RefSeq and is a predicted model, not a curated record. NCBI's taxonomy places the organism in Eukaryota, Metazoa, Chordata, Aves, Psittaciformes, Psittacidae. The transcript has 6 exons. Bases 742 to 1188 code for a protein of 148 amino acids. Gene Ontology annotation, biological process: Wnt signaling pathway.